Dromaius novaehollandiae (emu) is the source of this 3635-nucleotide messenger RNA. It is a transcript of the gene DOLPP1, whose product is annotated as dolichyldiphosphatase 1. Lineage: Eukaryota; Metazoa; Chordata; Aves; Casuariiformes; Dromaiidae. Gene Ontology annotation, biological process: protein N-linked glycosylation; lipid biosynthetic process. The coding region runs from base 64 to 780 and encodes 238 amino acids. Gene Ontology annotation, cellular component: intracellular membrane-bounded organelle; endoplasmic reticulum membrane. The transcript has 8 exons. The record is from RefSeq and is a predicted model, not a curated record. Gene Ontology annotation, molecular function: dolichyldiphosphatase activity.
GUCGCACCGCCCCUUAAGUACGCUCCGAUUGGUUGUGGUGACCCGGCCCGGUAUCCGGGUAAGAUGGCCGCAGUCGGAGAGUGCUCGCUCCCCGCUCCAUGGCGGCCGGUCUCCCUCACUCACGUCGAAUAUCCCGCAGGUGAUUUCUCUGGUCAGCUUUUAGCUUAUUUGAGUCUUGGUCCAAUAUUCAUUAUUGUUGGUUUCGUAACACUCAUCAUAUUCAAGAGGGAGCUUCACACGAUCUCUUUCUUGGGAGGGCUGGCUUUCAAUGAAGGAGUGAACUGGUUAAUAAAAAACGUUAUCCGGGAGCCACGGCCCUGCGAAGAAGCCCAUUCAACAGUGACCACAAAAUAUGGGAUGCCGUCCAGCCACUCCCAGUUCAUGUGGUUUUUCUCUGUCUAUUCAUUUCUGUUCCUUUAUUUAAGAAUGCACCAAACAAACAAUGCGAGGUUUCUGGAUUUACUAUGGCGACAUGUGCUGUCCAUCUGCCUUGUGACAGUGGCUUUGCUAGUCUCAUAUAGUAGGGUUUAUUUGCUUUACCACACCUGGAGCCAAGUCUUAUAUGGAGGUGUGGCGGGAAGCAUCAUGGCCAUAGCCUGGUUUGCCUUCACACAAGAGAUAUUAACUCCUCUCUUCCCAAGGAUAGCUGCAUGGCCAAUUUCAGAGUUCUUUUUAAUCCGAGAUACCAGCCUCAUUCCUAACAUCCUGUGGUUUGAAUACACAGUCACAAGAGCAGAGGCAAGAAACAGACAGCGCAAGCUGGGUACGAAGCUCCAGUGACUCAGGAGGCGUGUGGACCAGAGUGCACAUUUUAACGGAGAAAGACGAGCAGAGACCUGGGAGCAGCAAGGAGCCUUUUAACAGACGGACCAAAGGAACAGGCAGGGACCAUACCCAAAACCUGAAAGCCUUUGCUCUGCUUUAGCAGCUAGCUGGAUGCUCCCUGAUGCAUGUGGGACCGUGCAGGAGUAAAAACUCAUUUUCAACACAGAUGCACAUUGCCGGUUGGAAUGUACCAUCACGUCUACGUUGGGGAGGGGGGAGAAAAUGCCUGGUGUCUUGUUUUGGGGGAGGGGAAAACCAAAAACGAAUCAUUUCUGUGACUUUUUUUUUCUCAGCAUGAAAUAUACACACUAUUUAUUUAUUUUUUUAAAUGGAACUAUUACUUUUGGGGUGGGUGAGGCAUUGAUUGUGUGUUUUGUUUUGCUUUUUGUUUGGGUUUUUAUUUUUGGAAGAAGAUGACAAAACUAAUCUCAAGUUCAUCACGCUUAAUUAGGACAUUUAAUUUUAAAAAAUUCCUUGGGAGGGAGGGGAGCUAGGAUGGGGGUGACUUAGAUGGAAGGGAGAAGAAGGUUUUCUUUCCUUUCUGCAGCCAUUUUGGGAGAUCAAAAUCAAUUCCAACUGCACUUUGUACGGAUAGGAAGAAAGUACUAAAGAUUUGCUUUUAACACUAGUGACGGUUCUGCAGGGAAGCCUGCACGGAUACCAUUAAGGGGAGUGUGUGUGUGUGUGUGUGUAAAACAGAGGAAAAACUGAAAUAUACUAAUGUUUUUUUCCACUGCUGCUCCUGUUGUGUAAUUAGCAAGAAUGUCUUUCUCAGAAUCUCUCUUAGGUGGCAAGACUACCAUAUGCCUCUCACGUUUACCCCAUCUCUUCCUUUAUACUUUUAUUAUCUCAGGGUUGCUGUGGUCUGUACAGCUUCUGUCGUUGUACUUAGUGUGCUGUUGAUGGCACUGGAAAGCCACUUGGUUUUAAGCAGUGCAAUGUUCCAAAAAGAGUCAGCCCAAAGCCUUACAAAAUUCAGUUGCUAAUCCCUGCCUUAAACCCUGGAUUUUCUGUUUGUUUUUUUGUUAAACUUCAAGGGUAGACUUUUUUAGGAAUGAACAAGGUGACAACUAAAACCUAGCCCAGCCGUUGUCUGAAUUAUUUCUGAAGAGUCCUGUUUGACUCCAACAGUGAACUUGAGGCAGUGAGGUUGUCCUAGCAGAUACCCAUUUUGAUGGCUCCGUCCGGGUUCUGCAAUAGUAACCUUGAAUGCUGAACUCCUACAAGCAAGUUACGCUCUUACUCUGUUCGAGCAGUACUCUUCCUUCUUCCUUUCCGAUUCUUCGUUUGCCGGGUGGCUCCCUGGAUGCCACGUCUCUGGGACUGUGCCCAACGACUCUGCGCGCUGGUGAUGCCUAGAACUUCUGUGGUUCGUGAGUUAACCUGGCGAGGGCUAUCCUCAAAGUGCUUUAGGGCCGUGCAUGGACACUUUCUGUAUUUCUCAUAUAUAUAAUGUAGCGGUUCAAGUGUUACUACAGAGAAAUAUUUAUUCAAAGCACAAUUGACUUGGAACUGUCACAGAUGAAGGACAGCUUCUGAACUGGCUCAAAGGUCAUCUGUGUGCCUUUGAUAGUCACGUGAGCAGAUGUAAAACAACUGUCUUAUCUCAGUCUUGCUGCCUGUUUUGCUAAUCUCCACUCUAAACGGAUUCCUGCAUUAUAAAGAUGCUUGAAGUGGGAUGCAUUUCUGUUCAUCUUGACUUUGAUAUUUAAAGUUUUCAUCUGUGCCUGUUGCCAUAGGAGUUUGUGCGUUCAUAUGGAGUGGGAGUUGGCUGCUGUAGAAACCAUUGGACAACCAGAGUGUUAACUGUUCUUUAUCUAGAAGAUCAGGAAUGAAAGCCACUUACAUUUUUGUGCUCAAGUAUCUUUUCUUUGAGUAGCAAACUCUGAAAUUGUUUUCAGUUAUUUUAUUAAUUUUUUCACACAAUGUGAGCAGUCCUGUUUCUGUUAGCAUCUGAAGGACCUGAGCACUGGAUCUGCUUUGAAGGUGCCUUAGAAUAAAGAGGCAUCUUGCAGCUUUUACAGGGACAUUAGAUCUGGCUUAGAACAGCUCUAUUAAAAUGAGAACAGGAUAUCAGGUAGGCCACGUGACAUGGCAGUACCAUAUGUUUGAGUUUGAAAGCUGAUACUAAUUACUCAUUUCUUGCAAAGCCACUUCAUUGUUCUUUGUUUCUCUUGUAAGUUAACUUACAAAGGCAGAAGGGGGGAUCACAUCUCCCUUUUCCAGGGACAAGGCUGAACAAGUAGACUGCUUCAAGAGCAGCUAGUGCCUCCUUAGCCUCUGCCAUAGCAACUAUUGUAAAAGACAGCUGGAAAAACUAUGUGUAGAAAUGCUGAUUGAGAACCAGAGCACAGGGCAUCUCCUUAGGGGCAGCAGUGUAGUGUAUAAAGCUGUGCCACUUCAUGUUGCCUUCAAACCCAAGCUUCCUACACUGAUGCUUGGGAGUAAAGGAGAGGGAGAAGAGCUCUUGUAAGAGGCUGUAAUAAACUCUCCACUGUUCUCUACUAGUUGUUGUAAUCUGCAUCUUCUGCCUACUUCUGCUGUACCUUUCUAGAAAGCUUUGCAGUACUUGGGAUAGUAGAAAUUCUUUAGUGAUCCCAUGUAUUUUCUUAACUCAAUGAUGCUGUGUGGAAAAGAGAUUCCAGCCCUACCUUAUUAUCCUAUGCUUGUAUGAAGCCUCCUGCCACUAGUUUUCUGAAACAAAAUGUUUUUUUGGAAUACAUGGCUUUGCAAGCAGAUGCUUUCUAGUUCCUCCCCUGUACUCAAGGGCUGGAUGGAGAUAUUAAGACAAUAAAAGGAAGGUGACAGAC